Messenger RNA from Sipha flava (yellow sugarcane aphid), 1653 nucleotides. RefSeq names its product LIM homeobox transcription factor 1-beta-like. The record is from RefSeq and is a predicted model, not a curated record. The transcript has 7 exons. Gene Ontology annotation, cellular component: nucleus. Bases 254 to 1483 code for a protein of 409 amino acids. Gene Ontology annotation, molecular function: RNA polymerase II transcription regulatory region sequence-specific DNA binding; DNA-binding transcription factor activity, RNA polymerase II-specific. Gene Ontology annotation, biological process: neuron differentiation; regulation of transcription by RNA polymerase II. NCBI's taxonomy places the organism in Eukaryota, Metazoa, Arthropoda, Insecta, Hemiptera, Aphididae.
CCGCCGAUUCCGAUCCCGUGCAGUGCGGCACCACCGUUGACGCGAACUACACGACAGCAUCGAUUCAUCGAGCCCGUCACCGUUAGUACCUAACCGCCCGCGCACGACCGCGCACUAACACGCGCCCUCCGCUCACCCGCCGCCGACGCCACGUCGUUCACGAAUACAUUAUUAUUAUUAUAGUUUUUAAAAAUACCCGCCGCCACACGCGUUCGUUUCAAUCGCGACCAAGACGCCGCGCCGAUCCGAUCAAAUGAUGCUGGACAUACUGCACCGGCACGUCGCCAGGGACAUGGAUGGGUUUCCCAGGAUCUCCAACUCAGACGGCGACUGCGGUGAUGGCCCGGCGAGCUGCGAUGGCUGCGGGACGAAGAUCGUGGACAGAUUCUUGAUGCGAGUGGGCUCGAGCAGUUGGCACGAGCAGUGCGUCACGUGUUCGGCGUGCGGCGUCCCGCUGUCCAAGUCGUGCUACUACCGCCAUAACGGAUUGUACUGCAAAAACGAUUAUGACAGACUGUUUGGCGUCAAAUGCGGUCGGUGUGGCGAACCACUGGGAGCCAGAGAGCUCGUGAUGCGCGCCGGACCCAGCCACGUUUAUCACGUGGGAUGUUUCGCGUGUGUGGCUUGUAUGCAACCGUUGCAGAAAGGCCAGCAAUACGUGGUCAAAGCUGGCGGUGGACAGCUAUUCUGUCGCACGGAUUUUGAAAAAGAAAUAUUUUUGAUGCAACAGACCGUGGGCAGUCCGCAACCAGACGACGGCCUUGUUUUGGAUGAGAAUUGUAGGCCUCGAGACGGCCGCCGAGGACCGAAAAGACCCAGGACCAUAUUGACUUCGGUGCAACGGCGGCAGUUCAAAGCUUCUUUUGAAGUCAGUCCUAAACCUUGUAGAAAGGUCCGAGAAGCGCUCGCAAAAGAUACAGGCUUAAGUGUACGAGUGGUACAAGUAUGGUUUCAAAAUCAAAGAGCUAAAAUGAAGAAAAUCCAACGGAAAAGCAAACAGGACGAUAAGAACAUGAAUAACAACAAUGCAAACAACACGGACAAAAAUGAAACGGAACACCCGACCAACACCACGUCUAGUGUAUGUUCUGGAGAUCAUUAUUUGAGUUUGAGUACGUUGAGCAUGCACGACAGCAGCGAUUCUAACUAUCAGAACAGUCAACCGCUGAACCCCAACAUACCGUACUCGCCCGAAGGUACGUACAUCGGCGAUCAUUCGGUGGACAGUUUCUGCAGUUCAGACGUGUCGCUGGACGGUAGCAUAACCGCGGCGGACGAGAUCGGUUCAGACACCAUGUCACUAGACCUUUCCGUAGCUCACGGCACGGGCCAUCACCCGAACGUACAACAGCAGCACCACCAACACCAUCACCAUCACCAUCACGUCGGCGGGGCUGCGUCUGCGGUUUCAGGCCAGCAGAUCAAUCCGAUAGACAAGCUGUAUCUAAUGCAAAACUCGUAUUUCAAUAGCAACGAUCAUUAGACACCAUAAUAUAUAGAUGGUUGGAUGGUUAUACAGAGAGAGAACCAUAACACGAGCUGUGUACAAACAUACAUAUUAUAUUAUAUUUAUAAAUAGCUACGGUCGCAUAUCAGGACCUUAUAGCCUGUAUAUUAUUAUUAUUAUUAUUAAAACAGUAGUUCUCGCCUUUA